Molecule: messenger RNA, 3256 nt
Organism: Gracilinanus agilis (Agile Gracile Mouse Opossum)
Lineage: Eukaryota; Metazoa; Chordata; Mammalia; Didelphimorphia; Didelphidae
Gene: IGF2BP2
Product: insulin like growth factor 2 mRNA binding protein 2
Exons: 17
Coding region: 1-1821 (606 amino acids)
Biological process (GO): regulation of gene expression; nervous system development
Cellular component (GO): cytoplasm; nucleus; cytosol
Molecular function (GO): mRNA 3'-UTR binding
Source: RefSeq, a predicted model, not a curated record
AUGAACAAACUCUACAUUGGCAACCUGAGCCCCGCUGUCACCGCCGACGACCUCCGGCAGCUCUUCGGGGACAGGAAACUGCCCCUGAGCGGCCCCGUGCUGCUCAAGGCCGGCUACGCCUUCGUGGACUACCCGGACCAGAACUGGGCCAUCCGCGCCAUCGAGACCCUGUCCGUAAAGGGGGUGUUAGAAGGCCGUAUGAUGGAGUUGGACCACACAGCUAAGAAGCGUCUGAGGAGCAGAAAGCUCCAGAUUCGGAACAUCCCCCCUCACCUGCAGUGGGAGGUUUUGGAUGGACUCUUGGCUCAGUACGGGACUGUGGAGAACGUGGAACAAGUCAACACAGACACGGAGGCUGCCGUUGUCAACGUCACGUACGCCACCAGAGACGAGGCCCGAGGAGCCAUUGAGAAGCUCAGUGGACAUCAGUUUGAGAACUACUCGUUCAGGAUCUCCUACAUCCCAGACGAAGACGGUCAUGCCCCUCAGAGGUUCCGCCGGGGGGCCUACUCUUCCAGGGAACGUGGCCAUUCCCCGGGGGGCUCUGGCCCAUCCAAGCAGCUGGACUUCCCCCUGCGGAUCCUUGUCCCCACCCAGUUUGUUGGCGCCAUCAUAGGAAAGGAGGGCUUGACCAUUAAGAACCUGACAAAGCAGACCCAGUCCAAGGUGGACAUCCACAGGAAGGAAAACGCUGGAGCGUCGGAGAAGCCAGUGACCAUCCACGCCAGCCCCGAGGGCUCCAGCGAGGCUUGCCGGAUGAUUCUCGAAAUCAUGCAGAAAGAAGCCGACGAGACCAAGUCAGCGGAGGAAGUUCCUCUGAAGAUCCUCGCCCACAACAGUUUGGUCGGAAGACUGAUUGGCAAAGAAGGACGAAACCUGAAGAAAAUUGAGCAGGACACGGGCACCAAGAUCACCAUCUCUCCCCUGCAGGAUUUGACCAUUUACAACCCAGAGAGAACCAUCACAGUCAAAGGCACCAUCGAAGCCUGCUCUUCUGCUGAGGUGGAAAUCAUGAGGAAGCUCCGAGAGGCCUACGAGAACGACAUGGUGACCGUGAACCAACAAGGCAACCUGAUUCCGGGAUUGAACCUCAGCGCCCUUGGCAUCUUUUCAACAGGUCUGUCCAUGCUCCCUUCCGCAGCUGGGCCCCGGGGAGCCGCCGCCGCUGCCUCCUACCACCCAUUUGCUAGUCACUCCGCCUACCUCUCGGGCCUGUACGGAGCCCCCCAGAUCGGCGUAUUCCCACAUCAGCACCCUGUGCCUGAACAGGAGGUGGUGUACCUCUUCAUCCCCACACAGGCUGUUGGAGCCAUCAUUGGAAAGAAGGGCCACCACAUCAAGCAACUGGCCAGAUUUGCUGGGGCCUCCAUCAAGAUCGCUCCUGCCGAAGGUCCGGAUGUCGGGGAGAGGAUGGUCAUCAUCACCGGACCCCCCGAAGCCCAGUUCAAGGCCCAGGGACGGAUCUUUGGGAAACUGAAGGAAGAGAAUUUCUUUAACCCCAAAGAAGAAGUCAAGCUGAAGGCUCACAUCCGGGUGCCCUCCUCGGCAGCCGGCCGAGUGAUUGGUAAAGGCGGCAAAACAGUGAAUGAAUUGCAAAACUUAACGAGCGCCGAAGUCAUCGUGCCCCGCGAUCAGACGCCCGACGAGAACGAGGAAGUCAUCGUCAAGAUCAUCGGCCACUUCUUUGCCAGUCAGACGGCCCAGCGCAAGAUCAGGGAGAUCGUGCAGCAGGUGAAGCAGCAGGAGCAGAAGCACCCUCAGGGAGCCGGACCCUCGCCGCCGCCCUCACAGCCGCAGCCGCCGCCGCCGCGCACCAAGUAAGAGGCUGCCUCGGGCGCGGGCCGGCAAAGCCUCACCAGACCCAUGUCGCCUUUCCAUGCCGGACAGAACAAGACCAAACCCACAAAGACCUAUCGGGGAGCAAACCAAAGACCGUCCCGAGAGCCGAGGAGGCUGCCUGAGGCUGGGACUCUGCAGAAACCUUGACCGAGCCGCCCUGGCUAGGUGGCCCCGGGGACGGGUGGGAUCCCCCCAAAGCCGGACCAGGUGUGCCUGAGCAGGCCCCCCCCCCAGACACACGCAGGCACACAGGCACACACAUACGGGGCUUCUGCAGGCUCCCCGACAACACCCACCACCCUAUCCCUUAAGUUGGACUAACAUAGGCGAACAAACGUCUGAGACGAAGCUAAAACUCACCUGGGCUGAGUGGGGGGACACACAAAGUUUGGUUCUGUACAUAGGUUUGUGUAGGAGGGCUCAAGAGGGUCCACCACAGGUUCCGCCACGUGAGCUGCGGGUACCAGGCAUCCCAGGCAUGCCUACAGCGUUAAUAUAUUGUAGAAAUCAUAUCUAUCAAUAACUCAACUAACUCCAAUCUAAAAGCAGAUGAUUAAUUUUUAUUUCCUUUGGAAGAGAAAGCAGGCUUUUCUAGAGUUUCGGGCCACCCAGUGGAAGGGCUAAAGGGGUAGAAGCAGCUUUAGAAAUGCCAGCACAGACGUGGAGGAAGGGCAAGGGGGCAGGAAGGUACCAGCAGCACCUGCAGCGGGCUCACCUGUGUGUGCCCACAGGAGGGAUGCGGUCUUGAAGAGGAAUCUCUGUCUGUCUCCCUUCAUCUGUAUACAGCUCACAUAACCUUUCCUUUAUUUGCUUCACAGGUUCUAAACUGGUUUUGCAUAUAGCUGUAGAAUUAUAAUUGUGUCUUCUCCUCCCUGCCUCUCAGCCCCAGCUUUUCUGGCCCUCCUCCCUCCCCUCUGCCUUGGGUCUCUCUUCAUUCUCUCCUUCUCUCUCCACAUCCUCAGGCAAAGCAGUGCUCAAAGCAACACAAAAUCAAACAGCCACAACUUCCUUUUAGGUGACUGAAUAGGAAAGGAAACAGUCUCAAUGGUACUUGUCCCAGCAUUUUCAAAAAGGAAAGCCAGCACACACACACCUAUACACCCCAAUUCCCCUAAGAAGAACAAAUUCUACCUUUUUACCAGGUUUAUUUGACACAGCCAUCCAUGUGAGGGGAAGUAAUUUUCUUUCUUACAAGCAAAUCAAAAACAAGUGGGGAAAAAACAAAAAAAGAAAAUUACUGGAGGUUGUUGCCCCAAGGGCAUAGAAAUUGCAAAUUGAAAAAAAAAAACAACACAUACACAUAAAAUUUUAAAGAAAAAAACAACACACACACAAAAAAAAACUACCUCAGGUGUUUUUGUACCUCAGCACCUUGAUCUCUUGUUUCCCUUUUAGAUUUUGUAUGCCUUGUAAAACU